This is a messenger RNA of Gorilla gorilla gorilla (western lowland gorilla), 5217 nucleotides long. Its product is annotated as KIAA0753 ortholog. Gene Ontology annotation, cellular component: microtubule organizing center; centriolar satellite. Gene Ontology annotation, biological process: protein localization to centrosome; centriole replication. Bases 888 to 3794 code for a protein of 968 amino acids. NCBI's taxonomy places the organism in Eukaryota, Metazoa, Chordata, Mammalia, Primates, Hominidae. The record is from RefSeq and is a predicted model, not a curated record. The transcript is spliced from 19 exons.
UGCGGAUGAAGGCACAGGCUGUAAGGGCAUCUCAGCAUGGGGGAGAGAGGGUUUUCGUGGAGAUGCCCCAGGGUAUGUAGAGGGACAAAUUGGGACGUUUCCUGGAGCAGUGGGAAAGGGCCAGAUUGCAAGGAGAGUCCCAGAACUUUGUACAGGGGGACAGUUUAGGGGUGGGUGUCCCUGGACUUUGUGCGUGUGUGUGUAUGUGUGUGUGUAGCAUCACUUGAGGCAUGCUGGAACUGUGGGGAUCACCUAGUUUUUUUCUAGUGGAGAAUGGACUAUUUGGCCCUUGGCACCUAGAAGCAGCCAGGAGGGAAGUACUGACCAUUUAAAAGUUGCAGAUCUCCGGGCCCCAUUUCUGCAGCCUUCAUUCUGCAACUCCAGCCACCCACCUGUGCCAACGUCAAGCCAGUUGGGAUUGCCUUGCUCGUGUGCCUCCUCCCAUCUGCUUUUUUCACCGUGUGUCUACAGCCUUAGAAAUAAGGACUCUUAGACAGCUGUCUUUAUAUUCCCAAGAAGUAUCUGUCUUUAAGCAAAUCUAGUCUGCAAAUUUUGGAUUUAUUCAAAAGCUUAAAUUAGGGUUUUUUUUAAAAAAACCUUGAAUUUCCCAAUUGAUUUACUGUAGGAUUUUUUGAGAGAACAAAUUCCCCAGAGAUUUAAAACUAGUCAGUUCACAGAAAAUCAGCUUAACUCAACAAAUGCUAAAUUGUGUACUAUGCUCAGAGCACUUUGUAAUGGGAAAUAGAAGAGCAAGACAAGGCCCUUCCCCUCAAGUCGCCUUGUCUGGCUGGGAAGAUGAGACAUAUACAUGUGAAAUAGGAAUGGUUUUAGGGAAGACUGUUGCCGGAUGACAAGGCUGUCACUAUUGUUCUGUACUACCUGACAUUAUGGGACCAGGCCAACCAGCUUCAACCUGUGUUCAUCUAGCACCUAGGACCCAACUUGAUGGGAGGAGCGACCCCAAAGUACUUCAGACCCAGAACCAGCUGCAGUUUAAUAGGAAUGUUCCUACACAUUCAAGCAACUUGGCGAUCCGAUAUUCUUGCCCACAUGCCAUUAGAAUUGAAAAACUGAAGCACUCAUACAAUGAAUCAUACCAUUGUAAAGAUGCAGAUUGUAGAGUUGGUCCUGACCUAGGCAGUUCUGUUUCAUUUUCCGUCAUAUCCCAAGAGAGACUUAGCUAUGCUGUCCACCUAGCCAGAAGAGAUGUGAAACGAAGACAAUUUGAAAAACAUAUAAAAGAACAUCAUCUCAGAAGUCAGCCUCAAAGCUCUCAGAAGUGUGGACAUACUAAGUAUAAAAUACCCGACCACAGGGUGGAAAGGAAGGAAUCAAAGAGUCAAGCAGCCUGUCAGUGCAGCCACCAGCCAUCCAAAGUAGAAAUCUCCAGCUCCGGUGCCAAAGUAUACCUUUACUCAUCUCAUCCAGGCCGGUCAGAUCUUACUGUGCCAAAUUCGCCACCCACCCAUGAUCCAGGACUUCAGCCUCAUCCCAGGAUAGGUGACCACAAAAACAUAAGUGAACAGAAAAGCCUGCUAGAAGUCCAGCGACUCCAGAAAGAACUGAGCAGUUGUAUCCACAAAAUUGAAGAGGUAACUAAAAAAGAUAGACUAGAAGAAGCUUUGGAUCCAGAUGAAGAACGUCGAAUCCGUAUCAGGAGACAGGAGCAAGCUGCUCGCUCUGCCCGAAUGCUCUACGUCCUCCAGCAGCAGGUAAAAGAAAUCCAGGAAGAAUUGGAUAAAUUGAGUCCACAUAAAAUUAAACACACUAAGAAGUCAUGGGCAAUGUCUAAGCUGGCGGCUGCCCAUAGAGGAGCCAUUCGGGCCUUACAGAUGUUUGUCACUCAGUUUACUGACCGAGGGGAGCAUCCACUUCCUGCUCGGUGUAAGGAACUGGGCAGCCUUAUUCGCCAGCUUUCACUUUGUUCUGUCAAGCUGGAUGCAGACUCUUCUGUUCCUGAUGUGGUUAUAGAUAUUCUGCAACAAAUUGAGGCUUUGGAAUCUCUCCUGGAAAAGAAACUGUCACCAAAAAAGGUGAAAAAAUGUUUCAGUGAAAUUCGGAGCAGAUUUCCUAUCGGUAGCCAAAAGGCCUUGGAGAGAUGGCCAAGUACAUCACCAAAGGGUGAGAGGAGGCCCCUCACAGCAAAGGACACAUUCCCACAGGAAACAAGUCGACCUUCUGUAGCAAAGCAGCUUCUUGCCGAUAAGUAUCAGCCCGAUAUGGAGCUUCCAGAGACCCAGAGGUUGCAGAGUGAGCUUGAUGUAUUAGAUGCGGAUAUACUUCCGGAAGAAGGACCAUUUAUUCUAGACCAAAGUGCAAGCUUCAAAGACGAGGUGUUAGCCGUGGCAAAAACAAAAGCAGUGAAAAAGAAGCCUGUGACUGAGAAUGUGCCAUUUAGGAAGAAGAAAGAUACUCUGGCGUCAGCAAGACAGCAAGGACUCUGCAAAGCUGAAAGAGGUAGACAAAGCCAACCUCACAGUAAAAGCAGAGUGCAGCAGACAACAGUUUCAUCCAGAUUAAAAAUGAACGGGCAGCCUGUGAAAGACCGCAAGGCACCAUGGAUACCCCCAAACCCCACAUCCCCACCAGCGUCUCGUAAAUGUGCCGCAUGGCUAAAGGUGAAAACUAGCCCCAGAGAUGCCACAAAAGAGCCUCUCCAGCAAGAAGAUCCUCAAGAGGAAAGUCACCUGACAGGUGCUGUUGAGCAUGAAGCAGCCAGGCUCGCUUGGCUUGAUGCUGAAACUUCCAAAAGAUUGAAGGAACUAGAAGAGUUAAAAGCCAAGGAAAUUGACAACAUGCAAAAACAGAGGCUUGAUUGGCUUGACGCUGAAACUUCUAGAAGAACAAAGGAACUGAAUGAGCUCAAAGCUGAAGAAAUGUAUAGACUCCAACAACUGAGUGUUUCUGCCACCCACUUAGCAGACAAGGUAGAGGAGGCAGUUCUGGAUCGUUUGAAGCCUCUCUUGGUCAAGGCCCAGAGAGUCAAUUCUACUACAGAAGCAAAUAUUCAUUUGAAAGAUGGCUCGUCAGUAAACACAGCGAAAGCCCAGCCUGCACAGGAGGUUGCAGCUGUUGAUUUUGAAUCCAACAACAUUCGUCAGCUUGAUGAUUUUUUGGAAGAUUCUGCCAGUGAGCUCUGGGCUGUGACUCAUGCUAAGAUCUUGGGGUCUGAAACCUUAGCCACCGUUGAGGACAGCAAGGAUAGCCCAGAUCUGGAGAUCAUGAUGCGCCGAAUGGAAGAGAUGGAAAAAUACCAGGAGUCCGUUCGUCAAAGAUAUAAUAAAAUCGCAUAUGCUGAUCCUCGACUUUGGAUGCAGGAAGAAAACAAUGACCAAAAAAUCUCAGCAAUAAGUGAAAAGCCUCUGUCUCCUCAUCCAAUCAGAAUCACGAAGACAGUGGAUCGCAAGGAUCCAGCCGUGAACAUCAUGUUAGAAAGGCCCUGUAAUGGCAAUUCCCUGGAUGAAAGUGUGGGAACAGAGGAAGGAUCAGAGAAAAGAGAGGCCCCUCUUCUCUCCCUAGCCGAAGAUUCUCAACAGAAAGAAGGCCGAGCUCCCCUCUUUGUCCCACCGGCUAUGCGGCACAGCAUCGGUGACUACUGUAGUCGUUUUGAGCAGUACCUUCGGAUCAUAUCUCAUGAGGCUGUAGGCUCCUUCAACCCGUGGCUGAUAGCUGAAAGCUUUUCAGAAGAGCUGGUAGAUGAAGCUCUGGGUGCUGUGGCUGCUGAACUUCAGGAUAUGUGCGAAGAUUAUGCAGAAGCUGUGUUCACCUCAGAAUUCUUAGAGGCUGCUACAUAAAGGCUCUCUGAGGCGAGGCCCUUUGUGUCACACUGGAGAAGGGAUGGCAUCACCCUUUGUUUUGGCCCACAGGAAAUUUUCAUCCUCAGCUGUCCAUCCAGGCCCAGAAGGUGCUGCCCACUGAAAGGAAGGCAGUGCCGGGGAGGUCAUCCUCACUUUGCAUUUUCUUUUGUCAUGGCAAUGGUUCUGGAAAUGUAUGAUGCAAUGUAUCACACUUAUCAGUGCCCAGGCAACACAACUUGAUUAUGGCAAUAUUUUCAGAAUGUGUACUUUUCCUAUUGAAAUACCAUGUUCAUUCCUCUGGCUCAGUUUGGUGAUGAAAAUGUUUUGAAAGAUAAUCGAUACGUAUAUUUCACACAAGGAUUCUGGUUGCUGUUGAACCCUUGCUGGCAUUGAUACCAACACAAGUGCGGCUACUAGCUGGUCCCAUCGCGGGGCCCCUGUUUUGCAUCUUUGGCGAUUUCCUGUCAGGACCUCUGGCCCUACUAGGCUGUAGACUCAGGGAGAGCACAGUCUGGCUGUGCUGCCAAACCUCUCCUCUGCUGCAGUUUAUUCCAAACAGGAGCCCCCUGGCUGUCAGUGCACAAUAAUAGACACACAUUUCUUCAAUGUUCCAUUCCUAGGUGAUUUUCACAUUUUUAGUUCCUCAGCAUAUUUUAUUGCUGUGUGUUGACACAAUCUGGUAUAAAAAACUUUCUCUGGAUUCAGAGGAAGUUUGAGGAAUCAGGAGAGGACCAGACCUUCUCCUGUGCCUGGGUGAAGGUACAGACCUCGCUGUGUCUCCAAUGAGGUCAGAAGUGUCUCUGUUUCAUACCACAAAGGAACCCCGAGUGGGAGUAGAGAACAGAUGGAUGGCGCGAAGACCUCUGUGUCUCCCCAGAGAAAGGAAGAAACUUAAGAACCAUCAUAGCCUGGUCCUCCAACAUCUUAGAGAUCAUGUUUUCUAAGAGAAAAGCCUGUGUUUUCAGAAACUCUGAAUUCAGAAAAAGAAACGGAAUGUGCGUAAGAAUCAGGCCACUGCCUGGAAAGACUUUCUCUCAAUUCGUAGCCUGAGGUUCAGUGAAGGAAACAUGCAGAAAGAAUGCCUGAGACGCCCCCAGGGAAUAAGGGAACUCUUUAUAACCUGUCCAGUGCUGUCAUCUGGGAUUUUUCUCUGAAGUACAAGAAUUUCAGGUGAUUUAAGCUGCUUGAUCACACUUAUUUGUGCAAAAUUAAUUUUCAUUUAAUGUUAAUGUUUUCCUGCUUAAUUUUAUAUAACUUCAGAAUGUAAAGAGCUUCAAGGUAAAUUACAAGGUGUUUAACCUGGGGAGUUAAAUGUGUACACUUGAAUUAAUAGGAGCACCUGUUGUUGCUAGUAUAAAGUAAUUUGUGUGGCAGUUUGUACUGUGCUGAUUUUUUAAAAUAAACCCAAUAUUUUAAAGUA